Molecule: messenger RNA, 1036 nt
Organism: Leptopilina boulardi
Lineage: Eukaryota; Metazoa; Arthropoda; Insecta; Hymenoptera; Figitidae
Product: transmembrane protein 231-like
Exons: 5
Coding region: 123-1034 (303 amino acids)
Biological process (GO): cilium assembly; regulation of protein localization
Cellular component (GO): ciliary transition zone; ciliary membrane
Source: RefSeq, a predicted model, not a curated record
UCCUGUUGCCAUGGAAACGAAAGAUAUAAACAAACAAUAUUUAUACGAAUUUCUAAUAUUAUUUUUAAAUUAAUUUAGAAUUUAUUACAAUUUAUUAAAUUGUAAAAAAUAGACGUGAAAAUAUGAGAGCAAUUGAAAUUUUCUCAACUUCUGUGAAAUAUAAAUAUAAAACAACUUUGUGCUCUAUUAGUUCUUUUCUUGUUUUUUUCGUUUGUUUAAUUGUUGUUUUUGUUCCUGUUUAUAUUAUUUAUCAUGCAGGAGGUUUUUGGUUAAAAAGUCGAACGUAUCAUGAAAAUCCAAAAGUGAAUUUUAAACAUAAAUAUUUACUGAUCGCUGAAAAAGAGUCUGACGUUAAUCCCAUUAUUUGUUCUUCUUUUGUUAGCUACAAGGGCAAUGAGCUUACGGAUGAUUGUCUUUUAAUAAAGGUGAGAGAAAUCGAUACAAAUAAAGAUGGAUUAAAGGAUGUAUUAAAAUUUGAAGCACGCUUCUUUAGUAAUCAACCGAUACGAUCUUUAAAGAUUCUAUUGUUUUUUAAUCAUCAGCUGAAGAAAUACGUUCAUGUCACAAUGGAAACAAUGGGAGUUUUUGAUAUUUCAUUAAUUCAUGACGUGCAAAAAAUUUAUUUUCUAGGCGAUUUAACAUUACGACAAAAAGGUCUUUUACGACACGAUGGAGUUUAUAAUUUAUACAAUUUCAGUGCCGAUGGAAAUUUUCAAUCAUUGUCAGAAUUAUUGUCGGAAAAUUCAAAUAGAAUGUUUUCAGGGAGAAUAAUAAAUUCUCAAAUAACUUGGCAAAGUGGAUUUUUAAAUAGUGAAGAAAUUUUAUUGGAAGGAGAGAUUUUUUAUACGGAACAAUCAAUUAGAUAUAUACCAGGAAUUCUUGAGGAAUUGAAGUGGGCCUGGAUGCAAUAUUUAUCUUUACUAUUGAUAUUGAUUUAUUUGGGAAAAUGCGGUUUAACUUAUUUAUUUUCGAGUCGACACUUGAGAAGUUACAUUUUAAUUCCAUGGGAAAAGAAAAAUAAAUACCAAAAUUAAAG